Drosophila serrata is the source of this 1002-nucleotide messenger RNA. It is a transcript of the gene ato, whose product is annotated as atonal. Gene Ontology annotation, molecular function: protein dimerization activity; DNA-binding transcription factor activity, RNA polymerase II-specific; E-box binding. The record is from RefSeq and is a predicted model, not a curated record. NCBI's taxonomy places the organism in Eukaryota, Metazoa, Arthropoda, Insecta, Diptera, Drosophilidae. Gene Ontology annotation, biological process: positive regulation of transcription by RNA polymerase II; axon development; sensory organ development. Gene Ontology annotation, cellular component: nucleus.
AUGUCGUCCAGUGAGAUCUAUCGCUACUACUACAAGACCUCCGAGGACUUGCAAGGCUUCAAGACGGCGGCCACCGAGCCGUACUUUAACCCCAUGGCCGCCUACAAUCCCGGCGUGGUGAGCCACUACCAGUUCAACUGCAACUCGCUGGCCAGCAGUAGCAACUACCUGUCGGCCAACGGGUUCAUCAGCUUCGAGCAGGCCAGUUCCGAUGGGUGGAUCUCCUCGUCCUCGCCGGCCAGCCACCGAUCCGAGAGCCCCGAGUAUGUGGAUCUCAAUACCAUGUAUAAUGGUGGUUGCAGCAUGGCACCGCAACAGCAACAGCAGCAGUAUGGACUUAUCCUAGAGCAGGGACUAGUUCCCCCGGCAGCAACAGUUCAAGGACCACCAGCUGUGGCCACUCCACCGGCAGUAGAGGCCAUGGGCUCCUCCAAUGUGGGCACUUGUAAGACCGUGUCCCCUCCCGCUGCUGCCGUGGCGAAAUCCAAGCGCUCCUACACCAAGAAGAACCAGCAAGUGACGGCCACCACGACCUCCUCAGGCUUAAACGCAGCCUCAACCACAGCAUCAGCCACGUCAGAAUCCGCAGCUACAGCCACAAUAAACCUCUACACCGACGAGUUCCAGAACUUUGACUUCGAUAACUCCGCCCUGUUCGAUGACGCCGUCGAGGACGACGACGACCUGAUGCUCUUCGGCAGCGGUGGCGAGGAUUUCGACGGCAAUGAUGGCUCCUUCGACCUGGCCGAUGGCGAUGGUGAUGCCACCGCAGCGGGGUCCGGCAAGAAGAGGCGCGGCAAACAGAUCACUCCGGUGGUCAAGCGGAAGCGUCGCCUGGCCGCCAACGCCCGGGAACGUCGUCGGAUGCAGAACCUCAACCAGGCCUUCGACCGCCUCAGGCAGUACUUGCCCUGCCUGGGCAACGACCGCCAGUUGUCCAAGCACGAGACCCUGCAGAUGGCCCAGACCUACAUCUCCGCCCUGGGGGAUCUUCUGCGGUGA